UCAGUGUGUGAAAAGUCAGGUUAAUGGUACGUUUUCACAUUUACGAAAGACCUUGAAGGACGUCAUCAAAAGUCUCGAAACAAUAUCGUUAUUCGUUUUAAUAGAAAACACGGAAGAAAUUUGAAGAUAAUAUUCUAUCUCGAUAAAUAUGGAUAAAGUAAUCACGGCCAUCAUGGAAGGAAUAUUUAGAAUUCUAAUUUUGAAAAACGAACGGUGUCGAGUGAAUUGGAAAAAAGGAAGAAAAAAAGAUAUAUAUAUAUAUAUAUAUAUAUAUAUAUAUAUAUAAUAUAUCAUGUAUAUAGACGUAUCUGUAUCAAAUGGAAGAUAUAAACAGACGCGCCCAUUAAGACGACAACUUUGAUGUAAUAUUAUUGUGAGGUUGUUUUUAAAUGGUCGUUUUACGCAAAGAUCAAUGGUAUUCCUACGCCAUCGUAUAGUUGUAUCAUUGCGCGUAUAGAAUACGCAUAUUUUUGUUGUGCAAUGCUUUUUGAAGGCGUUUUCUUUCGUACACCGGUCAUCGGAAGUAAAAGAUCUUGGUUUGUAUAUCUUUUAAAAAAAGAAAAUUAAACAUCGGUAAAUUUAAUUUUUCGAAGAUGUUUUCUUUGACGUACAUUCGUGCUUGUUUAUCUAUUCUUUUGGUCGAUUUCGUUCAUGGUUCAACUUUAACGGCACCACCUUUAUCAGUUUUGGUUAUUGGUUUUGAUGGUGCUUACGAUCUUUCUUUACUCGCAAACACACUUUCGGAUCAAGGUAUCGACGUGACAUUGGUUGUACCUGAAAAUAUCACUGACAAUCUUUAUGAGAAUCUUCUAGACGUCGACGUUUAUCGUUUAAAGGGAUCUCACGAAAAGUCUAUUUAUUCGGAGAAUAAUGCAUUGAAAUUCUGCGAGAAUUUAUUCAACGAUCAAGAAUUAUCGAAAAAAGUACAGGAGUUUCGAGCGGCUGUAACGUUGUUUCCUGCUUUGUGGCAUGACGGAUGCUUGUUACCAUGGAUCAAAUCAAUCGAUUCUAUACCUGUUAUAUUAACCAGAAAUUCCUAUGAAGAAAUUUACGUCUUCGAACGUAGCGGUGUGGCUUUGCCGAUUUUAAAGGAUGGUUUUUGGUCUAGAAUAUUUAACAAUCUUGCAUGGAGAUACAUAUCUUCAAACAUUGAAAGCAAUUUUGUAACGCCGGCUUUUCGUAUAGCUAAAAAACAUUUAACCGAUUUAGAGAUCAGUCAAGACGAUCUGUAUUCCGACGUACGUUUAGUAUUUUGGGGAGCGGAUAGUAUCUUACGAAUGGAGUUUGCUUCCUUGACGCAAAUGUUAGUCGAGAUCGGGUGUCAUCAUUGUAGAGGACCACAGCCUCUACCAGGAGAGUUUCAAAAGUUACUUAUUGAACAUAGACUCGGUGUCAUUGUUAUUCUUUUGGACGAAUAUUAUAAAUUAUUGAUAGAAGAGAUCGCACAGAAAUUGCCGCAGGGUAGACAGGGACAAGCGAUGGUAUGGAAAAUUCGAGAAUCGAUCUUUAACAAGGAGGACAAAUUUUCGAAAAAUCUCUAUCUAUGGGAAAACGUUGAUAGACAAGAUAUCAUAGGUAAUGGUCGAACACGUGUGGUUUUGAGUCAUUGUGCCGAUAUGGAACUUUUAGAAAUUGCCUUUCAUGGUUCUCCGGUAAUAUGUUUCCCAAGGGAUAAUCAAGAAUCUAAAAAUGCUGCACGUGCCGUCGAAUUAGGUUUCGCACAUUUGAUGGAUAUUAAUAACGAUCGAAUAUCUAUUAUUAGCGAUGAUAUCACUAUUCUCAUCGAAAUGAUUUAUGCGUCUACGCAUUAUCGUGAAAAUGCUAGAAAAAUUUCUGUAGCUAUACGUGACAGAUUAAAUCCAGCAUCGGAUAGAUUGGUUUAUUGGCUUCGUUACAUCGCCAGGACUAAAGAUGAUCAGAAAAGGUUACUCGUUGCGCCUUCGCACGUAAAUACUUUCUACGAGGAUUUCCAAUUCUUUGUUGGUCUUUGCACGGGUGUCAUACUGGGUGUUUUAUUUGCUGGCAUUGGUUUCUUAUUCCGAUAUAUUAUAAUGUCGGAAAAAAUGCGGAAAUCAAAGGGAAGAUAUCAACGUUAAUAUAUAUAUAUAUAUCUUUUUAUCGUAAGUGUACAUACAUAUACAAAUGUUACGAACUAUGGUAUAUCUCAUUUCUAAUAGAGAGAGAGGCCUAAUCAUAUUUACGAGAAGUUAUUUAAUUAGUGCUUUUGGAAAAGCUAAGAAUAUAAUGUAAUAUAUUAUCAUAAGGAAAAAUAAAUUAUACAAAUUUCUCAAUACUGCGGCUCUGUGUGACGUACGCGCAAUAACGAGUUUCUCGUUAUUCUGUCUACGCGUCUUAUCAUAGAGUCUUACAAACAUACGGACGAAUAGAGAUAAACGAAAAUGAAUAAAACGAAGUCCCAGAGGCUGUAUAUAUAAAAAGAUGCUUUCGAUUCGAUGUGGAAAAAUGAUCGAUGAUACAAACGAACUAUAAGAAGGUAUCCAUCACAAAAAGUGUACAUCUACCUUUAUCCUGUCUUACAUCUAAUGUAAAGCUUAUCAAUCACUUGAAAUAACAUGUAAGAUCAAAAAUGUUUCCAAUAAUUUUCAACAAAAAAUUAAUGAUCUACAAGAAUUAGAAAUUGUCAAUGAUUGGAGAAACUAAUUAGCACGAAUAAAUAUAGAUUUUCAAUUUGAA
Molecule: messenger RNA, 2694 nt
Organism: Vespula pensylvanica (western yellowjacket)
Lineage: Eukaryota; Metazoa; Arthropoda; Insecta; Hymenoptera; Vespidae
Product: UDP-glucuronosyltransferase 2B4-like
Exons: 7
Coding region: 594-2096 (500 amino acids)
Molecular function (GO): UDP-glycosyltransferase activity
Source: RefSeq, a predicted model, not a curated record